Molecule: messenger RNA, 1119 nt
Organism: Lachancea fermentati
Lineage: Eukaryota; Fungi; Ascomycota; Saccharomycetes; Saccharomycetales; Saccharomycetaceae
Source: the annotation of a GenBank genome assembly
AUGAGCGUUCCUAGAGUUUAUGCGCUAGGAAACGCACCAAUACUGCCCCUGUUAUGUCAUGAAAUCGCUAGCUUGAGUAUUCAGCCUAAGGUUCCAGAAGUUGUACUGCUCCUGCAGGACCAGAAAAAGUUGGGUAGAUUUCUCAACAACGAUUCUAAGCUCACUAUUCAAACAGAGUACAAUUCUGACCAAAAAUAUCAGCAAUUUAUGGCAUCAUGUUCUCCUCCGGUAUAUGCUACAGGUGAACUAGUCCGAAUGAAGAACUUAAUUGUGGGUGAGUGUAGACCAAAGUCCUUUACUAUGUCACUCCAGAAAUAUGCGCAAAGCAUCGAUUCUGAUACUAACAUCCUAUUGCUGAAUCCAACGUUUGGACUAAUAGAUUUCCUAUACAGAAACCUGUGGGUGUACGAAAAAGACCGACCAAAUGUUUUCAUUGGCGAAGGGUGCACUGAUCAAGGCAUCCUGAGCGCGAGAGAAUUUACUUUGAAGUUUACGGGAUAUAAGGAACCAUUUAACAUCAGCUCUGUUCCUAGAAGUCUAGAUGAGUACGAUCAUGAAGUUGAGCUGCAGAGAGUUGCACAAUUUGAAAGAGAGAAUGAAAUGUUGAGGCUGUUAAAUAUGAUCAACAAAGAGGAAACACUUUGCGCACUAAAUGUCGUUAAUUAUCCAUAUGGAGAUUUAUUACUUAUUCGUUACGAGAACUUGAUAUUAAAUUCUUGUAUUCAUCCUUUGGUUGCUAUUUUUGAUUCACAGAACAGUUCCGAGCUUUUGCAAAGUAAACAUGCUAUGAGUUUGGUCAAACAGUUGAUUCACGAACAAGUCAUGAUACUACGUGCGAAUAACAAAUUUCUCUUUUCAAUACCAAAUGCGACAGUAGCAUUAAAUGAGAAUAGGCUAUAUGACUUGGUCGUGUAUAAACUUAAAUUCAAUCCAUUUCCCAAAAUGACUAAAGACAUAAGUAUCUUGAAUCGGACGGAUGUUAAUUAUUUGAACGGUUAUUUCAGUAGACUGGCACAAAAAAAGGGAAUCAAUGCUGCCCUCAAUGAUUCCUUGACGAAAAUAGUCAAGAGUAAGGUGGAUUUAAUGAGAAACAGAGUUUUAAAUUAUAAGUACUUGUGA